Molecule: messenger RNA, 2103 nt
Organism: Condylura cristata (star-nosed mole)
Lineage: Eukaryota; Metazoa; Chordata; Mammalia; Eulipotyphla; Talpidae
Gene: SELPLG
Product: selectin P ligand
Exons: 2
Coding region: 102-1217 (371 amino acids)
Biological process (GO): leukocyte tethering or rolling; hemopoiesis
Cellular component (GO): plasma membrane
Source: RefSeq, a predicted model, not a curated record
ACCACAGCAGUGCCUGCCACAGCUCUGGCUGAGUCCUUGUCACUACGGCAGAGGCAGGAGCCCAGGAGGCAGCUGUCCCAUGCUCUGCUGAGCACAGUGCCAUGAUCCCUCAACUUCUCCUGCUGCUGACCCUGCUGGGCCCUGGCAGCAGCCUUCAGCUGUUGAAGGCCAGAGAGGACAGGUCCCCGGAAGCGCCAGGACUUCUGCUCAUCCGGGGCAGGAGACAGUUGCCUCUUUCGACUGAGGACUCAGAAGAAGACUAUGACAGUGUCACGGGAGGCACGAACAUACCUGAAGAUCUUGAAAAUAGCUCCAUGACUGCGGUCCCCGCCCACAGUGUCCUGGCAGUGAUGGGAACGUCAGCACAGAGAGGUUCUAUAGGGCCUGGGACUCCCGAUCCAGCCACUUUGGAGGUGGCCACAGGGGAUUCUGCUGGCACGUCAAUUAUGAGGAAUGAGAGUGGGGCAGCGACUACCCAAGGGGUGGCUGUCACGCCAGGCUCCCUGACCGAGGACCUGACCACAGCCAUCCCUCCCCGGAUGGAGACUCCCUCCCUAGCGCCAACCACUGUGGAGGCCCUGUCUUGGGGACCAGCCACCACAGAGGCCCUGAGCACACUCCCCAUAGCCACAAAGGCCUCGUCCACGGAAUCCACAAGCACAGAGGCCCUGUCCACAGCAGAAUUGGCCCUGCCCACAGGGUCAGUCGCCAUAGAGACCCUGUCCACAGAGCCGGCUGCCACAGCAGCCCCGGCCACGGAGACCCACCCCACAGAACUUGCCUCCCCAAGGAGCCCAAGCACUGUGACAGACAGCAAGUCAUCUGACAGCUUCCUCAAGUGGACAAACAGGUGGAAUCUCCUCCUGGAGACCACAGCUACCCCCAACACUGCCCCCACGAGGGCCCAGGACUACAUCCCCGUGAAGCAGUGCCUGCUGGCCAUCCUCAUCCUGGCCCUGGUAGCCACCAUCUUCCUCGUGUGCACCGUGGUGCUGGCCGUCCGCCUCUCCCGCAAGAGCCACAUGUACCCUGUGCGCAGCUACUCCCCCACCGAGAUGGUCUGCAUCUCAUCGCUGCUGCCUGACGGGGGCGAGGCGCCUGCAGCCACCACCACAGCCAACGGGGGCUUGCCCAGAGCCAAGAGCCAGGACAAGCAGGCGGAGCCCGGCGAGGACCGCGAGGGGGACGACCUCACCCUGCACAGCUUCCUCCCUUAGCUGCACCCCCACUGCACAGCCCUAAGCCAGUCCCCCCCACCUGCUCGCACCCUCCAAGGCCACCCGGGCCCCAGCCCGCAGGCCCCUGGGCAUCCCCCUGGGGAUGGGGGUCUUUGGGGCAGGGUGCUGGCCACCCCUCAUGGGUCUGAGUAGACCCUCAGGCAGGCCUGGAGAACAGAAGCCCGUGCUCUCUCCUGUGUCCUCUCCACACCCGGUCUCCUGGCUGACUUGGGCUUCUUCUAACGCUGGGCUUCCUCAAAGCUUCCCUCUGCAGUCCUCCUUGCUCCAGGAAGGACUCAGAGCCUCCACGCUCCUUCCAGUUUCUUCUGGUGGCCACGGGCACACAGGCAGGAGCGGGGUGGCCAGCACUGCCGGACCCCGAAAGCCAAGCCCUUUCUGGAACCCCCCACACUAGCCAAGUAGUUGACUUCAGUGCUGUCUCGAAGUGGGGGGGCCUCUCGGUACAUCCUUGAGCACCCAAAGCAAGUUUAGGACUCUUAGGGGGAAAUUUAUCAGGAUGUCUCCAUGACAGAAUCAGAUUCCUUCCCCUUUAGGAGACUAAAACCCCUUCUAAGGUCGGUGUCCUCCUCCCAGAUGCCCCUAGUCCUCUCAGUCCCCGAGAGGCCUGACCCCACUCACACCGCCCACCCCUCUCCCAGGGACACGCUCAGCCAUGGCCUCCAGCGCGCACACAGGAGGAUUUACAGCUGUCACGAGUUCGCCCCCAGCAAACUCUUUCUUAGAGGUCAGUGAUGGUUCGGCAGGUCGCCAGCGCCCUGUGGCGGCUUGUGGGUUCUGUCCGCUACCUGUGAACCCAGUAACUGACAGGUGAUCGUACACGAAUGGUGUGGCUGAGUUCUAAUAAAACUGUCCAGGUGACCCUUGG